Molecule: messenger RNA, 855 nt
Organism: Monoraphidium neglectum
Lineage: Eukaryota; Viridiplantae; Chlorophyta; Chlorophyceae; Sphaeropleales; Selenastraceae
Exons: 5
Coding region: 1-855 (284 amino acids)
Source: RefSeq, a predicted model, not a curated record
AUGCGCUCGACAGAUGCUGGCGGCGGCAAGCGGCCCCACGUCAGCGUGUACGAAACCCUCGGCGGCGCCGCCAACGCGUCUCGAGGCGGGCGCGGCGGCGCCAAGAACAGCAGCAAGGGCGGCAGCAGGCGCAGCGGCGGCGGCGCGUGGUCGCAAGAGGACGAGCUCCACAAUCUAUUUUUCGAAGAGAUCGACCUCCGCCACCACAAGAGCGGCGCGGAGCGCGCGCGCGCGCGGCGGCUGAAGAAGCUCGCGCGGCGCAUCAAAGGGCGAGGCCGCGUGGCGUCGGCGUGGGCGGAGUUUGGGUACUUUGAUUCGUCGGACGAUGAGGCAUCAGCCGGCGGGGCGGGGGCCAACAGUGGGUGGCAGCAGCAUUACCGAGAGGAUUGGAAGUGGUGGGACGACGAGGACGAGAGGCGCUGGUUCGAGGAGCAGUGGCGGCAGCACACGCACCGGCAGGAGCAGCAGCAGCGCAGCCACGGAGGGACGCGGCAGUGGUGGGAGCAGUUUGAGUCCGCGCACGAGCAGCAGCAGCAGCGGUGGCAGCGGGCGCAGCAGCAGAGCCAGCAGCAGCAGCAGUACCGUCAGCAGCAGCAGCAGCAGCAGGGUGCAGGCUCUCGCCCGCACGCGCCGUCCGUGCUGUUGCACCUCCAGGCACUGGGCCUGCCCAGCACGGCAGCGCUGGAGCCGGCGAUUAUCAAGGCCGCCUUCCACAAAGCAGCAAUGCAGGCGCGGAUGUGGCACCCCGACAAACACCUCAACGCGGGCCAGGCUGCGAGGUGCCUGGCGGAAGACAAAUUCAAGGCGGCGCGGUCCGCCUACGAGGCGCUCAUUGCCGACCACCGCGGCGGGUAG